AUGGCGAUUCUUCAGACGGAACAAAUACCUUCCCUCUAUUAUGUGACGUAUCUCAUAGCAGGCAGAAUAGAGGUCACCGCGGAUACCCCUGAGCUGUCGGUACAAUUAUCCCGGUGGCAAUUCCCCAUCAUCAAACUAUUUUGGACGGUCCUCUGGUCCGUCAAGGCCAGUUUCCUGGCCGUUUUCUACCGCCUGGUCAAGCCCUUUGCAAUUUAUCGCAGAGUGUGGUAUGGAGUUGCACUGUUCACAUUUCUAGCGUAUGUCGGAUGUGUGGUUUCCAGUGCUUUGACAUGUUCUCCCCCGUCGGAUUACUUUGUUGCGGGAAAAUGUGACUCUGAAAUCGAACUCUGGAGACAGCGCUUUAAUGUGCUUUUUUCGACGAGUCUUGAUGUGGCUACUGACCUCAUCAUCAUGGCUCUGCCGAUCGCGCUUCUCCCAUCUCUGCAGCUCAACAUCAAGAAAAAGAUUGGCCUCGGUGUCGCAUUCAGCCUAGCCGUCUUGAUUAUAUGCGUCGCAAUCGUACGCAUGACCCAAGUUAUCGUCAACCAAAAGGUCGACCUCAUCGGUCUUGCUAUCUGGGGAGCUGUCGAGACAUCAACCGCCGUCAUCGUUGGCUCUCUGCCCCCAUUGAAGGCCCUCCUUACACGCAGUGUCAAAAAGUACGCAUCCAACGGCAAGUCGAGUCAGAAAUACGGCAAAAAUGUACGGAGCAACCAGCACAAUGACUAUGCACUCGGCUCACAAUCACGGACCAUCAUGGUAGCGGAGUCGAUACCGCUGGAUGAUAUGCAUACGAGUAACCAAAAGAAUGGGGGAAUAUACGUGCAAAAGGCGUUUGAGACGCAUGUUGAGUACGACAAUUCUUCGAGGGAGGAUGAUGACGAAGCUGCUAUUUAG
This is a messenger RNA of Pochonia chlamydosporia 170, 897 nucleotides long. RefSeq lists its product as hypothetical. Bases 1 to 897 code for a protein of 298 amino acids. The transcript has 3 exons. Lineage: Eukaryota; Fungi; Ascomycota; Sordariomycetes; Hypocreales; Clavicipitaceae. The record is from RefSeq and is a predicted model, not a curated record.